Synchytrium microbalum is the source of this 2328-nucleotide messenger RNA. RefSeq lists its product as uncharacterized. The transcript has 5 exons. Gene Ontology annotation, cellular component: SIN/MEN two-component GAP complex; mitotic spindle pole body. Lineage: Eukaryota; Fungi; Chytridiomycota; Chytridiomycetes; Synchytriales; Synchytriaceae. Bases 1 to 2328 code for a protein of 775 amino acids. Gene Ontology annotation, molecular function: GTPase activator activity. The record is from RefSeq and is a predicted model, not a curated record. Gene Ontology annotation, biological process: mitotic spindle orientation checkpoint signaling; regulation of Ras protein signal transduction.
AUGACGUCCAUGAGCGACGAUGACUGGGGUGAACUGCCCGAGAACGGCCUGAUUCUGCAAGGAGAUAUCGAUAUUGGAGAUGAGGACGACCAAGAUCAAGAAGAUCAAAAUCAAGAAGGAGAAUCAGAAAUCAAUUGGGACGAAUGGCCUGAACAGGAGGACGAGCCGGCACAAGAAAGUGUAUUGGAGACAUCUACAGUUUAUAAUAGACAGGCUGUAUUCAUUCCCUCUUCUUCAUCUGUGGUGGAUACAUCUGAGCACCUUGAGGACGACUUUGAUCUCCCAGACAAUCUCCAACUCAACUUGGCAACUGCAAAGGACGAUCUAUCCAAUGAUACUAGUAAUGCCUUCCCCAUAUCAAAUAUCACAUCGUAUAAAUCACAAGUUGUCGCUGCAGGUCCAGCACAUGUCGACGAUGACAGCGGAAAUGAUCUCAAACUCGGCAAGGCUGAUGGAGCCAAUACUGCUAGUGAAGCCCUCUCUAUAUCAGAUAUUGCCCCGUAUAAAUCAGACCACGCCGCUGUAGAUGUACAUAUAAAUCCUGUCACGCCAAAAGGUAAACAUCAACUACCACUAAAUUCAGCCAAUCCAGAACGCAGGCUCCCAGACCCCAUCUCUCCUGAACGGAAACUCUCAGAUGUAGUCACUCCAGAACGCAAACUCCCGUUACUACAAGCAGCUGACGGCUUGACCUUUGAUGACUGGUCUGAUGCUAUAGGUGACGAUGAACCCAAUCCUAUCCCAUCAGUAGUAUCCACUCCCACGCGAUCCAAUGCCUCGCUACCACAUCAUCUUCGAUAUCCACGCAUGAUGGCUGAUAGUCCAACACCAUCUUCCGCUACUAGUGCCAGAGCAUCUGAAAGUGAAGACGAGGGUUACGACGACGUAGAGUUCCCAGAGUCUUUUGAUCCAUCUCGAGCAUUGGCUCUAGCUGUGCGAAGCACCAGCCAAGGCAACAACGAUAAACAUAUACACGGUCUCGGGCUCAAUAACGAAGUUGACGAGGACACAGAUGAUCCAGAAGCUGAUCUAAUUAUACCUGAUGAUGCCGCUUUAGUCACAUCACCCGUAAAAUCAGCAUUCCCUCCUAUGCAGUUUAUCAUUCCCACUCCAGAUGAAGGCGCUAUAGUCACCUCACCCAUAAAACUAGCUCUCACUCCCAUAGAGUUGCCUGUGACCGAUCUAGACGUUGCAGUCAUCUCACCUGUAAAAUCAACCUUCACCCCCAUCCAAUUGCCCAUGCCAGGUAGGAAUCGAGACGCAGGACCCAUACCACGACGUGUACCAACUAUCAUAGCUACCAAACCCCAAACUCCCACGUCCGCUGGUGCCUCGAGAACCAUAUCCACUUCAAUCGAAUCACCCACCACCGCAUCACCAUCAAUGGGUAUUUUCCAGCGAUUUUCGUCGGUGGCUAUUCGGAAACAGGGAGGUGCAUCCACCACUCAAGAGCCAAAGCUAUUGACGCGACCAAAAGGAGCUAGAGUAUCCUAUGGUAACGGCACAGAACUGGACGGCAUGCCAGAUUUACGAGAGUCAUCUACUACUUCUCGGACAGUACCGCUAGCAAAAUAUUCAAAGAGUGUUCCUCGAGCUCCAGUAUCGGGUAAUUCAGCUGCUACAUCAUCGGGUACACUUAGUAAGAGAACCGUCCGGCGCCAAACCCCACCAACUUCUUCCAUUCGACAAACCGCCGGUGUCUUCAAUACAGCAUCCACGAUACUAUCCAGAACCCCAGUGAAUACAACAGCUGUACCUCCGCGACCACAACCUCAACAAACCUCACCCAAAAAGAAGUCAUUGAAGAAACGAACGAAUGCACCCAAAUUGAUUCAAAGUAUGGAAUCUGCUGCACCCACUACAACCAAAGGCUUACAAGGAAUGGUCUACAAUGCAGCCUUGCAAAAAUGGGAAGGAAAUGAGGAAGCCAUCAAGGCCUUCGAUCAAAUAGUAACUGACAGAGUCAAACCACCCUUGAUUACAAAUAUUGGUGGUCACAAGUCAGCUCAAAGAGUUGGAGGAAUGAGAUACGAUCCACACAACCAGACUUGGAACGGAAAUGAUGACAUUGACCCAUUCGCAGAUAUUGCCGAUCUAUGUUCGGCUGAUAUAGUAAAUCGAUCUGUUGCUCCUUCAGCUGAAAGCAUUGUGCAAGAUAUGCCCGAGUAUGCAACCGAAUUUGACAUUCCAAAGUCGCUUUUGAGCCAACUGCACAGGGCUGAGAUAAGUCACAAGCUGUUUAUCGGCCAAUAUUAUCCCAAGGCUAUGCAUGAGAAUAGAGUCAGGACGGAUACGUCAAAGACGCACUUAUAUGAAUUGUGGAGAUAA